This is a messenger RNA of Crotalus tigris (Tiger rattlesnake), 3137 nucleotides long. RefSeq names its product von Willebrand factor A domain-containing protein 7-like. The record is from RefSeq and is a predicted model, not a curated record. The transcript is spliced from 17 exons. Lineage: Eukaryota; Metazoa; Chordata; Lepidosauria; Squamata; Viperidae. The coding region runs from base 83 to 2839 and encodes 918 amino acids.
GGCACGUUCCAGAGCAAAGGAAGCUGAGAGGGAAGGCAACACUCCUUUCCUCUUAGACCAUCGGGACGCUCUGUUGCCAAGCAUGCUGCUCUCCUUGCUUCUCUGCGCAGGGAUUGUGAGCGGAUUCCGCCCUAACCAUGAAUCCGGAGGCAUCUCUUCAAAUGACUUCACACUUACUGACAUCACGGAAUUGGGGGCACUGCGGGCUGUAGCCUGGUACAUGGAGAGGAAUCCUCUGCCUGGAAGACCUACCAUGGCGCCCGGGGAGCUAACAAACAUGGUCCCAUUGAAUGCAACCGGGCUCUUCAAGACCUAUUACCAAGCUGAUGUCUCUCCCAGCCGAUUCAUGAAAGCCAUCCAGGAAAUUGUCACUGAAAAUAAUCUAGUGGAAUCAUCUAAAGGAAACAGCGACUACUACUUCUAUUGUGAACAGAUUAGCAAAAGUAUUAGGCGAAUUCAAAUUCUGAGUGACUCCAUGCUUUAUAGUCUGAGAGGAGAAUUAGAUUCAGCUGCCUUGAAAGCAUCUCGCCUCAAUGCUGGAAGAGCUCUUUUCGUGGUUCAGAAAUUCUUCAGCAACACCAACUGGGUCGAAAUGGGAAAGGAGAGCCCUUACGAAUACUUGUUAAAUCCAAAUAGUCCAGUCAUUCCCACUGCACCAGCUUCUAAGAAGACAUGUGUGAAUUGUAAACAAGUAUCAAGGACCGAGUUACAGUGUGAGGACAACCUCCUGGUGAAAGACAUGCUUACAAGUGGAUAUAAAGUUCCAGAUUCCUGUAAGAAGAAACUACCAGGCAAAUGUGGACAUGGUGGGAAAGAUGAUUUGACUCAAAUGUUCCCUCCCACUGGUGGCAUCAACAAGGAGACGUCCAAUCCCGAACUUUCACCACACUACCGCCUGCAUCACAAAGCAGCAGAAUUAGCCGUUGAAGCUACCAAGAACUUUUUUGUUGGAGACGGUAUCGGCCUCUUAGCUAAAGUGGGAGAUGAUACUUUUAAGAAGUUUUUCAACCUGGAUGGUUAUUCCCUCACCUUUGUGGUGGACACCACAGGCAGCAUGUCAGAAGACAUCCACCAAGUCAAAAUCAAAUGCAUCGAACUCCUCCGAAAGUAUUCUAGCUCUCCGGACAAACCUUAUAAUUACAUCCUUGUGCCCUUCAACGAUCCCGAUUUUGGACCCGUCACUAAUACCCAAAGUGUGGACGAAUUGGAAUCUGCAAUCUCUCGCCUGACUGCUACUGGAGGUGGUGACUGCCCAGAAAUGUCCAUGUCUGGCUUGAAACUGGCUUUGCAACAGAGCAUGCCAAGAUCUGAGAUCUUUUUCUUCAGUGAUGCUGGAGCAAAAGAUGAGCAUCUGAAGGGAGAAGUGGACAUUCUGAUUGAAUCUACUCAGUCCAAAGUGAACUUUCUCCUCACAGGCUAUUGUUCCAGUAGGAAACGCAGAAGUGUUCCUGAGGAUACGCCUAAGACAUAUGCGAAUAGCUAUGAAGAACUGGCAGAUUAUUCUGGCGGAUUCUAUGUACUCACUACAAAACGUCAGCUUUCACAGGUCCUGGGAAUAAUGGAGAAGUCCCUGAAUGCUGCUCCUGUUAAAUUGAUCGAUGGCCGAAUGCAUACGUCACAGUUCUCCUUCCCUGUAGAUGAAACCCUCAAAGAGUUGACCAUCUCUGUCACAGCACCAAGUUCAUUCAGCAUGAAUGUGUUCCAACCUUCAGGUUCUCAAUUGACAUCCAUGAGCAUGUUGAUCAACAUGGACAGCCAGAAGGUUGUGAAGAUAUCUCCUAUCCCUGAGCCAGGUUCAUGGACUGUGAAAUUGGAUCCCAUAAACACUUAUACAAUAGUGGUUGGAGGCAAAAGUCUGCUUGACUUUUCUUCCCAGAUUAUGGAGAAGGGGGAUGAGUAUGUGCUUCCCGUCCAAGGACGACCAGUGAAAGGGUUGAACUACACGGUCUCCAUGAAGCUGAUGGGGGAUACUUCAGGCAUGCAAGUCCUGCGCCUGGUGACUCUUUCUGAAGAUGGAACUCCUCUAGAAUCUAUACCUUUGAACCAAUCCUUCGAUGCUUUAGGCAACCUCUUUGCUGUUGGACCUAUUACCUUGCAUAGCCCAAGAACCUUGCUGAAAGUGGAGGGUAUUUCUCCCGGCAACUUCCCCUUCGUACGAAUCAGCGGUGAUUCCGUUACAACUGAAUUUGUGCAGAUUCUGCCUCUGGAAGACCAAAAUAGCACAAUGGCACCUGGUGGUACCUUGGAACUUUCUGUCUGGGUGGUCAACUAUGGAGCAGCUAGAACAUAUGCUUUUAAAGUUUGGGAUGAUCGAGGUUUCCUUAUCAGCUAUGAGCCAAAACAACGUUUCCUGAACACAGGAGAAAAUAUCACCCUGACGGCAACUUUUAAUGCCCCCAAUACAAAUAACAGCUAUGCUUCCAGCGUUGUGACAUUCACUGCUAACAGCGGUUCUGCUCAGAACUACCUGAAAAUUCCCAUCAGCGUUAUUCCUGAAAUAGCAUUGGAGACUGAUGAGAUCCCACCUGUGUACCAUCUCAAAGAAUUUUUCAUGCAAUGUAGGGGCAACUUCCAAAAUGUACCAGAAUGCCGUCUUCAUAUUUGGCUAAUGUCAUUCACUGCAGUAGAUGCCCAAAGUGCCGUCACCGUCACAAUCAAUGCAAAUCCUUCUGGCCUCACUUGCACCCCAAAAGAAGGUGAUAUGAAGCAUAUGGUUUGUGAAUAUAGGUCAACCUGCUGUGAUCCUUUUGUGGAAGUUUUGAUGAGUGAUGAGGAUGGAAACACAAGCAGUUUCACGAUGGGCCACAGAAAACCUACGCCUACCCCUCGUCUUCAUUAAAGCAUUUUACCCUCUACUCUUUAGUCAAAACUAGACAACCCAUGAGCCUGGGUCAAAGAUAAGAGAUAUUUUCUUACCAGAUUCCUCAAUGUCAUCAACAAUGGCAGAUGUAGGAGAUGGCCCUGCUCGAGGAAGGGGUCAAACGUGUCAUCAGUCAUGAAUCCCUUUGGGACCACAAGAGAUCUAAGUCCAGCCCACCUUGAACUCCUUUGACUCUUAUCUACUGCCAAUUUGCUUUGACUGUUAGUAGCUCAGAUUCUUGUAGAGAGCUUAAGCUUGCAAUAAAUCUUCAUACUCA